This is a messenger RNA of Sycon ciliatum, 531 nucleotides long. Its product is annotated as mitochondrial import inner membrane translocase subunit Tim29-like. Gene Ontology annotation, biological process: protein insertion into mitochondrial inner membrane. The record is from RefSeq and is a predicted model, not a curated record. The coding region runs from base 1 to 531 and encodes 176 amino acids. The transcript has a single exon. Lineage: Eukaryota; Metazoa; Porifera; Calcarea; Leucosolenida; Sycettidae. Gene Ontology annotation, cellular component: TIM22 mitochondrial import inner membrane insertion complex.
AUGGCUGCAAGGAUAUCUAGUAUUGUGCGGAAUGGCUGGAUCAGCAUCAAGAACAGAGUUCGUACUGUUGCGUUAGACUAUCGAGAUGUGGCAAUUGACGUCGCAGAUGGUUCUCGAAAACGUCCUCUUCGAGCUAUAAUCAUCUCUUCUGGUCUUUUGACUACUCUCCAUGCUUUCCGGACGCACCCUGACAAGCAGGAUUACCUAGAUGCGUUGUUGCGCGGAGCAAAUGAUGUUGCUCUUGUGGCAGAAAGUAGUCGUAACAAAUGUGCCGUGGAAGCCCUAAUGGAGCGACGUGUGGCUGUGAAUUCGGGCAAGCUGAGAGUAAAGGACAUGAUUUUCUUCACACUUAUCCAUGCUGAUCCUACGCAAUCAGAAGGAUGCGAGCUGUACUCUUGCCAAUCAAAGCUUGUAAGACCUCCCUUACUAGGAUGGCAAAGCUAUUUCCUUGACAUUGGCCUGUUUGGCCGAUGGCUUGUACUAGAACGAAGGUUAGAACGCUAUGAUGUGAAUGAAGAUGAUCUUGAUUAG